GCAAAAUUGGAAGGAACAGUCCCCCCCCGCACCCCGGCCUGCGCCUGCCGCGACGCCCGGCCCCCGGGCGGCCGCCGCCGGUCACGGCAGCGAGCGGCGCGGAGGAACUCUUUUCUGGAGUCGCAGCACAGGCGGCGAUGGCGCGUACCCUGCCGCCUGCCCGCGGGAGCCACCACCCCGGCCACGCCCCUCGGCUGGAGCAGCCCCGCUCGCCAUUGGGUGGCCGCCGUCGCGCGGGGGACGGGCCGCGCCGCUCUCGCGAGAGUUGGCGCGUGUAUGUGGGGACUGCGGGCGGAAGUGCGGCCUUUUCCUGCGGCGGCACGGCUCGGCGAGGAUGAAGCUGAACAUCUCUUUCCCAGCCACUGGCUGCCAGAAACUCAUUGAAGUGGAUGAUGAGCGCAAGCUGAGAACAUUCUAUGAGAAACGGAUGGCCACGGAGGUUGCGGCUGAUGCUCUUGGUGAGGAGUGGAAGGGCUAUGUUGUCCGCAUCAGUGGUGGCAAUGACAAACAAGGCUUCCCCAUGAAGCAAGGUGUCCUGACUCAUGGACGUGUCCGCCUUUUGCUCAGCAAGGGCCACUCCUGCUAUCGCCCCAGAAGAACUGGAGAGAGAAAACGCAAAUCUGUUCGUGGUUGCAUCGUUGAUGCCAACUUGAGUGUUCUGAACUUGGUCAUAGUGAAGAAGGGUGAAAAGGAUAUUCCUGGGCUGACAGACACAACUGUGCCCCGUCGUCUUGGUCCCAAGAGGGCUAGCAGAAUCCGCAAGCUGUUCAACCUGUCUAAGGAGGAUGAUGUUCGUCAGUAUGUUGUGAGGAAGCCUCUGAACAAAGAGGGCAAGAAACCCAGAACCAAGGCUCCUAAGAUCCAGCGACUAGUGACUCCUCGAGUUCUGCAACAUAAGCGCAGGCGUAUUGCUCUGAAGAAGCAGCGCACCCAAAAGAAUAAGGAGGAAGCAGCAGAAUAUGCGAAACUCUUGGCCAAGAGAAUGAAGGAAGCCAAGGAGAAACGCCAGGAGCAGAUCGCAAAGAGACGCCGGCUUUCUUCAUUGAGAGCUUCUACAUCUAAGUCUGAGUCAAGUCAGAAGUAAAGAUGUACAUGAUGCUAAAAAUAAACACUUUUUGUGGCUAACUUUCA
Molecule: messenger RNA, 1131 nt
Organism: Chroicocephalus ridibundus (black-headed gull)
Lineage: Eukaryota; Metazoa; Chordata; Aves; Charadriiformes; Laridae
Gene: RPS6
Product: ribosomal protein S6
Exons: 6
Coding region: 335-1084 (249 amino acids)
Biological process (GO): translation
Cellular component (GO): ribosome
Molecular function (GO): structural constituent of ribosome
Source: RefSeq, a predicted model, not a curated record